AUGCUACAGAAUACGACCGAGAAAGUCCAAACUACUGGUAGAGAUAUCUAUCUACCUCCGAACUGGUCGGACAUUACCUUCUCUCUAUAUAUAGUUGGUCAAUUAGCAUCGAUUCCUUGCUAUAUAUUUGUAUUUUAUCAUCUUUUGGCUACUAAAACUGCGCGCACAGCUCUCUACAAUCACACUACUAUAAUCAUGUUAUUUUUCAAUUUGAUUUACCUGACAAUAGGUAUAUCAUUAGUAUUAAUGUUCAUGAAAGGAGGCGUGUACAUACCACCCACUCCCGCACUUUGUCUUACUCAUCAAAUGGUCGACCGUGGAGUUUGGUAUGGAGCUGUAUUUACAAUGAUUUGGCUGUGUAUCGAACGACAUAUCCUAAUCUUUCACUCAAACUGGAUCCGAACUACACGUGGGCAGUGGAUAUUUCAUUAUAUCCCAUUAGCUCUUUUCUCUCUGUAUGCGCCAUGUUUUUAUUUCUACAUGAUUUUCAUUUAUCCAUGUGAACAUACAUAUGAUUAUCAUGUUACUUUAUGUGGUGGGCCUUGGUACUCGUGUUCGUUGUCAGCAUCACUUCGUUUGUAUUUAACAUUUGGCCAUAACUUCAUACCAUUCCCAAUCAUUUUCAUUGUUAGCAGUAGCUUUCUACUUCGAGUCUUGAUCCAAAAGCACCGUUUGAAACGUGGUAAUAUGUGGAAAAAAAAUCGAAAAAUGAUUUUACAAUUUGCCUUUAUUUCUACGACUUAUAUCAGCUUUGCUCUACCUUUCACGAUGGUCAAUAUUACACGAAGAGUAAAUGGUUAUGAUGUCGAUCCGAAUGUGCGAACACUGUUUGAUCAGAUGGCGAAUGUACCAGCAAUAGUUUUACCUUAUGCCACCGCUAUAACGUUACCUCAUGUGAAAAAGAAACUUCAAAUGUUAAUUUGGUGGAAACGCACACGAAUGGCUAUCAAUCCUUUAUCGUGA
Messenger RNA from Adineta ricciae, 963 nucleotides. NCBI's taxonomy places the organism in Eukaryota, Metazoa, Rotifera, Eurotatoria, Adinetida, Adinetidae. The record is from the annotation of a GenBank genome assembly.